Molecule: messenger RNA, 1149 nt
Organism: Dendrobium catenatum
Lineage: Eukaryota; Viridiplantae; Streptophyta; Magnoliopsida; Asparagales; Orchidaceae
Product: auxin-responsive protein IAA11
Exons: 5
Coding region: 93-983 (296 amino acids)
Biological process (GO): regulation of DNA-templated transcription
Cellular component (GO): nucleus
Molecular function (GO): protein binding
Source: RefSeq, a predicted model, not a curated record
CCUGCUUUAAGCCUGCAAGGUCGGAGCCCCACAAUCUCUUGAACUUCCUCCCCCCAACCGGCAUCCCUGCUUCCAUCACCGGCGGUGAUCCUAUGCGACGAUCUUUCGAGUUCGCCGGAGUCAGCUACCCUCCUACGUCGGAGAUGUCUAGGGCAUCAAACGGUGAUCCCGGCGCAACGGAAACAAGGGAGAGGGCGAAUGAGCUGGAGCUGGGUCUGAGUCUCGGCCGCGGCGUAAGAAGGAUCAUUACGGCAGAGGAUUUUCCUUCACUGAGGUCGCGGGAUUCGCCCAUAUCUUCCAAUUCCUCUGUUUCAUCUUCUUCCGGCGGUUUGGGGGAUGAAGCGGAUCAAGGCGAUGGCGGAGGGAGCUAUAGGAGAGCAGAUGCGAUCGGUUAUAACGGAGCUCGAUCGACUAACUCGCUGAGCCACAAUCAAGUUGUGGGAUGGCCUCCAAUCAGAAUAUGCAGAAGGAACAAUUUAGUUAACACAUCUAGAGUUGCCAAUUCUGUUGAAAAAGCUACCACUCACAAGGAAAUUUCUCAAAGUUGCAGCAGCAAUGCUGGCAAGAAAGGCAUUGGGGGUAAUGAUGGUGAAAGAGAAGCCAUUCAUGUUCGGAGAUCUCUCUUUGUUAAGGUGAAUAUGGAUGGAGAUCCUAUAGGACGGAAGGUGGAUCUUCAUACCCAUGUCUCUUAUGAAGCUCUUGCUUUAGCUCUUGAGGCCAUGUUUCACAAACCCACUUUCUCACUCAAUGCUUCUGCUAAUGGAAUGUUCUCGAAACUUUUGAAUGGUUCUUCUGAGUUUUCUCUCAUAUAUGAAGAUGAGGAUGGAGACUGGAUGCUAGUUGGAGAUGUUCCUUGGGGAAUGUUCUUGCGGACUGCCAAGCGACUUAGAAUUAUCAAGACGAUGGAUACCUGUGGCCAUGAUCAAUCAGUCAAUCCAGAGCCCUGGCUAUCUCGUCCGAUAAAGUCCAGUGUUCCACUGUGAAGCUGAGCCGAUGGAGAAGAUCGCAAUUUGCUCGUUUUUUGGCUUCUCUUCCUUCUUCUUUUUCUUUGUUUAAUUUAGAAUUCAGCUGGUCGAGUGUAAAUUUUUCAAGGUCACACGAAUGUUAGAAAAUGGCAGCUUUAUAUAAAUAUAUAUAUAUUGAAACUCU